AUGCUCAAAUCCUCCCUCCAGCCCAGAUUCAACUUCCCCUUUGCCUCUCCCCUCAGGUCCUAUACGGGCAAGGGGCUGUCACCCCCACAGAAGGUGACAGCGGGCCACGCUGCAGACGGCCUGGACGAAGGCCAAGGACAACCGGUGCCUUUGGUGGCAGGAACAUGCCGGCGCAGGCUUCCUGAUGGAGUAAAUAUUUCCAAAGAAGCUCGGAGUGCAAUCUCUCGAGCAGCGAGUGUGUUUGUGCUUUAUGCAACAUCAUGUGCAAAUAACUUUGCGAUGAAAGGGAAGAGGAAAACGCUGAACGCUGGGGAUGUUCUCUCUGCCAUGGAGGAAAUGGAGUUUCAGCGAUUUGUAGCCCCUUUGAAAGAAUCACUAGAAGUUUACAGGCGUGAACAGAAAGGAAAGAAAGAAGCAAGGAAAGAUAAAGACAAGAAGGCAGACUCGGAGGAGCAAGAUAAGAGCCGAGAGGAAGAGAAUGAUGAUGAUGAUGAAAGGAUGGAGGAGGAAGAGCAAAAUGAAGAGGAAGAGGUGGACAACUGAGCUUGCUGAUGAGACGUGUGCAGGGGUUGGGUUUUGUUCAGAGGGAUAUAAACGCUGUAAAUCAACCUUGCUGUGUCCCCUCUUGUUUCCCGUAGAGUUUUGUACUGUUCUGCUGGGGCCCAGCCCUUUUUGGCUUUAACUUGUACAUAGAGGACUUCUGCUAAAGCUUUUC
Messenger RNA from Charadrius vociferus (killdeer), 715 nucleotides. It is a transcript of the gene POLE3, whose product is annotated as polymerase (DNA directed), epsilon 3, accessory subunit. Gene Ontology annotation, biological process: DNA damage response; heterochromatin formation; leading strand elongation. Gene Ontology annotation, cellular component: CHRAC; epsilon DNA polymerase complex. The coding region runs from base 1 to 543 and encodes 180 amino acids. The transcript is spliced from 4 exons. Gene Ontology annotation, molecular function: chromatin DNA binding; protein heterodimerization activity. The record is from RefSeq and is a predicted model, not a curated record. NCBI's taxonomy places the organism in Eukaryota, Metazoa, Chordata, Aves, Charadriiformes, Charadriidae.